Phragmites australis (common reed) is the source of this 414-nucleotide messenger RNA. Its product is annotated as basic blue protein-like. Bases 22 to 414 code for a protein of 130 amino acids. The transcript has 2 exons. Gene Ontology annotation, molecular function: electron transfer activity. Gene Ontology annotation, cellular component: plasma membrane. NCBI's taxonomy places the organism in Eukaryota, Viridiplantae, Streptophyta, Magnoliopsida, Poales, Poaceae. The record is from RefSeq and is a predicted model, not a curated record.
UACUCCUGCGGGCCCGUACAAAUGGCACUGGGAAGCAGCACUUGCAGGAAGAUACUGGCGGUGUUCCUAUGUGUGAUGGUGUUCACACAAGGCGGUGGCGGUGGCAUGGUGGCUGCGGAGUCGAGGCUGUGGCCUGUCGGUGACCACGCCGGCUGGAGCUUUGGCGUCCUAGGAUGGCCCAACUACAAGCCCUUCAUGGCAGGCGAUGUUCUCCUGUUUAGCUACAAGCCGGGCGAGCACAACGUGAUGCAGGUGAGCAGCUUGCAGUACGCCUUGUGCGAGGCUCCCGGCAACGCCACGGUGUGGAGCACCGGCAACGACCGCAUCACGCUCGCCCGUGGAGUGUGGUUCUUCAUCUCCGGAUUCACGGGCGACUGCGAGAAGGGCAUGAAGAUCGCCGUCACCGCGAGAUAG